Stegastes partitus (bicolor damselfish) is the source of this 1941-nucleotide messenger RNA. It is a transcript of the gene slc13a4, whose product is annotated as solute carrier family 13 member 4. The record is from RefSeq and is a predicted model, not a curated record. Gene Ontology annotation, cellular component: plasma membrane. Gene Ontology annotation, molecular function: transmembrane transporter activity. NCBI's taxonomy places the organism in Eukaryota, Metazoa, Chordata, Actinopteri, Pomacentridae. The coding region runs from base 1 to 1941 and encodes 646 amino acids. Gene Ontology annotation, biological process: transmembrane transport. The transcript is spliced from 16 exons.
AUGAGGCUGGAGGCCGCAGCCAGGAUGGAUCUGUUCAGGAAGCUGUGGAAGGCGAGGAAGCUGAUCCUCGUGGUGUUCAUCCCGCUGUCCCUGCUGCCCUUACCGCUCAUCCACCCCACCAGCGAGGCAUGCUGUGCGUACGUGUUGAUGGUGACGGCGGUCUACUGGGUGUCCGAGGCGGUUCCUUUGGGUGCUGCUGCUCUGGUGCCAGCCUUCCUCUACCCGCUCUUUGGAGUCCUCAAGUCCAGCGAGGUGGCAGCAGAGUACUGUAAAGACACCACUCUGCUGCUGAUGGGAGUCAUCUGCCUGGCGGCCUCCAUAGAGAAGUGGAACCUGCACAAACGCAUCGCUCUGCGCAUGGUGAUGAUUGCAGGGGCGAAGCCUGGCAUGUUGGUGCUGGGUUUCAUGUGCUGCACAGUGUUUCUGUCCAUGUGGCUCAGCAACACGUCCACCACAGCCAUGGUGAUGCCCAUAGCCGAGGCCGUCCUGCAGCAGCUGAUCUGCACCGGACUGGCCGACAGUCACGAUGACUCAGAGACGGGGGAGGCCCCAGAGGAGGACAAUGGUGUUGCAGGCAAAGAGGAGAACCUGGACAAGAACCAGUUAGAGCUGCUCUAUCGCAAUGACAGCAACACCAACCCCAAACAGGAGCUUUCUACACUCAGUGAGGCACAGACUGGUGAGGUCAAUGGUUUGGGUCUGAGGCCGAUCUCAAAUCAGAAUUUUAUAACGCACACCAACGGACAUCUGCCACAGGUUGCCAUUGAAAUCCCAAAUGUGAAGCGGGUGAAGAUGAGGAGAGACUCCCAGUAUCCCACCAAGAGAGAUCACAUGAUCUGUAAAUGCCUGUCGCUCAGCAUCACCUACGCUGCCACCAUCGGAGGACUCAUCACCAUCACCGGCACGUCCACCAACCUCAUCUUUGCUGAGCAGUUUAACAAUCGUUAUCCGGACGCAAAGGUGAUCAACUUCGGCACAUGGUUCAUCUUCAGCUUCCCCAUCGCCAUCAUCAUGCUGGUCCUCACCUGGCUGUGGCUGCACUUCCUCUUCCUGGGCUGCAACUUCAGGGAAACAUGCUCGCUGAGUAAGAAACGCAAAACCAGAAGGGAGAUGCUGUCAGAGAGGAGGAUCCAUGAGGAGUACGCGAAACUGGGGCCCAUCAGCUAUCCAGAGGUGGUGACUGGUGUUUUCUUCAUCCUGAUGACUCUGCUGUGGUUCACCAGAGAGCCUGGUUUCGUGCCCGGCUGGACGUCUCUCUUUGAAAAGAAGGGCUACAGGACCGAUGCGACGGUGUCUGUCCUUCUGGGCUUCCUGCUCUUCCUCAUCCCUGCCAGGAGACCUUUCUCAUCCUCCUCCUCCUCCUCCAGCUGUAGAAACUCAGACGACGACUCAGAGUCUGACCCUCUUGCUCCCAUGAUCACCUGGAAGGACUUCCAGAGACUGAUGCCGUGGGAGAUCGUCAUCCUGGUGGGAGGAGGCUACGCACUGGCGGCUGGCUGCAAGGUGUCGGGCCUGUCGGUGUGGAUUGGCAGACAGCUGGAGCCUAUGAGUGGUCUUCCUCCCUGGGCAGUCACCCUGCUGGCCUGCCUGCUGGUCUCAGCGGUCACAGAGUUCGCCUCGAACCCGGCAACUCUCACCGUGUUCCUGCCCAUCCUGUCAGCGCUGUCGGAGACGCUGCACAUCAACCCCCUCCACACUUUGAUCCCGUCCACCAUGUGCGUGUCAUUCGGGGUCAUGCUUCCAGUGGGGAACCCCCCCAACGCCAUCGUCUUCAGUUACGGACACGUGCAGAUCAGCGACAUGGUGAAAGCAGGUUUUGGGGUGAACCUGAUCGGUGUGGCAGUGGUGAUGCUGGCCAUCACGACCUGGGGAGUUCCCCUCUUCAGUCUGACAGAGUUCCCUGCCUGGGCGAUGGCCAGGAACGUCACCGGGAGCUUAUAA